AUGCCAGAUAUACUUCAAUUGAUAGUCAAUCAGACAUCUCCGGACAACAAUGUUCGUAAACAAUCGGAGCUUGAGUUUAACGAAACCGUGAAAAAUAACCCAUCAGAGGCUACAUAUUUGAUACUAGAUGCAUCAGUAAACAAUACACUUCCCAUUGAUGUUCGUCAAUCAUGUCUACUUCAUUUGAAACGGUUGGUGCCCAAAUUUUGGUCAAUGGGGUUUUCAUCGUUUAUUGGACCACCAAUUGACCAAGAAUUGAAGAAAGUUAUUAGGACAAAAUUAUUGGAGUUGGUUUUAGGGUCUGGAAAUUCCAAAAUUAGAAACGGUGCCGCUUACGCUAUUGUUCAGAUUGCGUCAGUGGACUAUCCUGAUGAGUGGCCAGAUUUGAUUAAUCAGUUAUACUCCGCAGCUUCUGACUUGACUAAUGAGGAAGCGAUGUUGGGUGGUUUGCAAGUGUUGACUGACUUGGUUGAUGAUUUGAUUACUGAAGAGCAGUUCUGGGAUGGAGGUGUAGGCAUUGGUAUCAACAAUCACUUAAAUCAAAUCUUACAUAGCUCUGGGGUUGCUAUUCCAGUAAAGAACCAAGCAUUGAAGUUGUAUGAAAACGUAUUGGCUGUAUUUCAAAGCCCUGAGGCAUUUGCUAAUGCCAAUAGGAAGGAGACUGUUCUUCAACAAGUGAACGCAACUUCGGAGAUAUUGUUAAACUUGAUAAAGUCACAUGGUGUCAACUUGGUUCAAUUGGAUUUCAAAAGCAACCUUUUCAAGGUUAUUGGUUCUAUCAUUGGCCAUUUUCACCAACGAAUCUCAAAAGAGCUUAAACAGAGCGUUUUGAUAGCUACUUUACAAAACUUGCAUUUGUUGGCUCCAGUCUACAAUGAUGUGGCUUUGAAUACUUAUGACGCGCCUGAGUUUUCUGAGUUGGAUGCACAAGAAGUGCUUAAUACUGUAAUUUAUAACUUGUUCAACACGAUAGCUAGUAUUCAACAUGACGUGCUGAUUUCACAAGUGAGCUCAAUAGGUGAAUUUUAUAAAGAUGCAGUUGUUUGCACAGCGUUGCCGAAGGACCGAUUGGAGGAAUAUGCAGACGACCUCAACCUGUAUGUCAGUGAUGUUACUGGUUUGUCAGUAGCUAUAAAUCCGCGUGAUGCAAUAAUUGAUUUAUGGGGUGAAUUGAAUGAAACCGAUGCUUGUGAAAUUUGCAACUUGAUCAAUGAGCUGUUUUCAAGUGAUGAGAGAAUAUUGGAGGCGGAGCUUUACACGUUGGAAGGGUUGUUGUCCAAUGACGUACAAUUACCCGAAACUCCACUAAACACAUUGCUAUCGUUUAUAAAAUACGACCAAAGGAUAGUGGCAUCAAGGUGCAUUUUGUUAUUACCCAAGUACUUUGAAAACUUUAUGGAAAAGGAAGCGAAAAGGGUAUUUGCUGAUAUUCUUUUGUUUGCGGAAAAGGGUAACUCUUUGAUUCAAAUGUCCACGCUUGUCAGCUGUAGCUAUUUCCAACAAGUAAUUGAGUUUUCUACCUUGGAAAGCACGCUACAAUUGAUCAUCUUCAAACUUGCAUACGCAUUAUUAGAUGAGUGCGAAGAAGAUGGGCUCCCUGUUUUGUUGGAGGCAGUCACGCUGGCAAUUUCGAUUAAUCCAAAGCUUGCAUCGGAGCAAAACAUUGUGUCCCGUGUCAGUGUGGUGGAUGUUGUUUUCAAGAUUGCUUUUAAGGAUCCAGCAAACGUGCAAUUGAUAUCAGACUCAUCUGAUUGUUUGACUGCAUUGUUACAAAACAUUGACACCCAAGACUACAUAAGUGUUUGCGAAAAGUCGUUGCCGUUUAUAUUUGAAAUCAUGGAGAAGAGCAAUGGUGAAUACACACCCCAAUUAUACUUGAGCUUAGAGCUUCUCAGCAUCAUUAUAAAAUCUUCCCCCGGUGAGCUACCACCAAGGAUAUUCGAAUACGCAUAUCCCAUAUUGCAGAAUGUUUUACUUCGAUCAUCAGAUGAUCAAGUACUUCAAAGUGGAGGUGAAGUGUUUGAUGAAUUGAUUAGAAAGGCGUCAAAAUUGUUUGUAAAUUACAAAGAUCCUUCAACUGGUGUCUCUGGGCUUGAAUCAAUGAUGCAGCUUGUUUCAAAAUUUUUGUCACCCCAAUUGUCUGAUAGCGCUGCAAACAAGUGUGGGUUAAUAGUUGCAUCACUAGUGAAUGAAUUCCAAGACUAUUUGUCACCCCAGCUAUUAGUUCAAAUACUAGAGGCAACUGUUAAUAGACUUGUUAUUGCCAAAGAAUCUAUCACGAUUGAAAACUUGAUUACGGUAUUUUGUCAACUAGUGCUCAAGUCUCCCGAAGAUACGAUAAAUUUCUUGAGCAGUAUGGUGGUGAACGAGAAACUGGGAUUAGAAGCUGUUGUACCUAUUUGGUUCGAGUCUUACGAAGUUACUCGAGGGUUUGAUCAAAUCAAGCAAAACUCUUUAGCCUUGGGUAGAAUAUUUACAUUGGGUGACCCAAGAAUUGCCAAUUUGACUGUGAAUGGGGAGAUAAUUCCAUAUGAUGGCGAUUUGAUCAUAACAAGAUCCAUGGCCAAAACAAUGCCUGAUAAAUAUACCCAAAUUUCAGCCGCUUUGAAAAUACUUAAGCUUUUGGUUAGUGAGUUGCAGUUCCAAUGCCAACAGCCCAGUGCUGGCGAUUUCACCCAUGCAGGAGAGAACAAUGAAGCUCAAGUUGAAGAAGAAGAUGAUGAUGACGAAGGUUGGGAGGAUAUGGAUGAUAUUGGAGUGCCCAAUUUCGCAAAGUUGAAGUCGUAUGUGGACGACGAUCACAAGGACAGACCUGAAGAUGAUAGUUUGAAAUCAUUGUUGGUGGAGUUUUUCAGAGAAUGCACUAGUAAGAACUUGGGCAAUUUCAGUCAUUACUAUGAAGAGUUGAACGAUAAUGAGAAAAAGAUUGUUGGUGAAUGUCUUAUAUUUUAG
This is a messenger RNA of Lodderomyces parapsilosis, 2952 nucleotides long. RefSeq lists its product as uncharacterized. Gene Ontology annotation, cellular component: nuclear envelope; cytosol. The record is from RefSeq and is a predicted model, not a curated record. Gene Ontology annotation, biological process: protein import into nucleus. Lineage: Eukaryota; Fungi; Ascomycota; Pichiomycetes; Serinales; Debaryomycetaceae. Bases 1 to 2952 code for a protein of 983 amino acids. The transcript has a single exon. Gene Ontology annotation, molecular function: small GTPase binding.